This is a messenger RNA of Erinaceus europaeus (western European hedgehog), 5304 nucleotides long. It is a transcript of the gene MED23, whose product is annotated as mediator complex subunit 23. Bases 161 to 4294 code for a protein of 1377 amino acids. The transcript has 30 exons. Gene Ontology annotation, cellular component: transcription regulator complex; mediator complex. The record is from RefSeq and is a predicted model, not a curated record. Lineage: Eukaryota; Metazoa; Chordata; Mammalia; Eulipotyphla; Erinaceidae. Gene Ontology annotation, biological process: positive regulation of gene expression; regulation of transcription by RNA polymerase II.
UGGGAGGGCUAGUCUUGGUGGAGGGAUCAGAGGGAUAAGUACCCGGAGUGCGGACCUGUCGCUGUGCACUGCAGGCGUCUCUAUAAUCAUCUUCCGCUCGGGUCUCGGAGCUCCGGCCUGACCCGGGCGUAGCCGAGGUCUCCGGGGAGUGGUGGGGGCGAUGGUGCAGAUGGAGACGCAGUUGCAGAGCAUUUUUGAGGAGGUGGUGAAGACAGAGAUAAUAGAAGAGGCCUUCCCUGGUAUGUUUAUGGACACCCCGGAAGAUGAAAGAACAAAACUCGUUAGCUGUUUAGGGGCCUUCAGACAGUUUUGGGGUGGCCUUUCUCAGGAAUCUCAUGAACAGUGUAUCCAGUGGAUUGUUAAAUUCAUUCAUAGCCAGCAUAGUCCUAAGCGAAUUUCCUUUCUUUAUGAUUGCUUAGCAGUGGCAGUUGAGACUGGCCUUCUUCCUCCCAGAAUGGUUUGUGAAUCCUUGAUAAACUCGGACACACUUGAAUGGGAAAGAACACAGCUUUGGGCCUUAACAUUUAAACUGGUUCGAAAAAUAAUUGGAGGAGUGGAUUACAAGGGUGUUAGAGAUCUCUUAAAAGUGAUUUUGGAGAAAAUCUUGACGAUUCCCAAUACAGUGAGUUCAGCUGUUGUACAACAGCUUCUGGCAGCAAAAGAGGUUAUAGCAUAUAUCUUGGAGAGAAAUGCUUGUUUAUUACCAGCCUAUUUUGCAGUCACAGAAAUCAGGAAACUAUAUCCUGAAGGAAAGCUUCCACACUGGUUGCUUGGAAACCUGGUCUCAGACUUUGUGGAUACCUUCAGGCCUACAGCAAGGAUAAACUCCAUUUGUGGUCGAUGUAGCCUUCUGCCAGUUGUGAAUAACUCAGGAGCCAUUUGUAAUUCAUGGAAACUGGAUCCAGCUACUCUUCGUUUUCCAUUAAAAGGCCUUUUGCCUUAUGAUAAGGAUCUGUUUGAACCACAGACUGCUUUGUUGAGAUAUGUAUUGGAGCAGCCUUAUUCCAGGGAUAUGGUCUGCAAUAUGCUAGGUUUAAAUAAGCAGACCUUGAACAUUGCUCAGCACAAGCAGCGCUGCCCUGUGCUGGAGGAUCAGUUGGUGGAUCUGGUGGUUUAUGCUAUGGAGCGAUCGGAGACUGAAGAGAAGUUUGAUGAUGGGGGAACAAGCCAACUCUUGUGGCAGCAUCUCUCCAGUCAGCUCAUUUUCUUUGUGCUUUUCCAAUUUGCCAGUUUCCCACACAUGGUCCUUUCUCUUCAUCAGAAGUUAGCUGGACGAGGACUAAUUAAAGGUAGAGAUCAUCUGAUGUGGGUUCUCCUGCAAUUCAUAUCUGGAAGUAUUCAGAAAAAUGCAUUAGCUGACUUUCUUCCUGUCAUGAAGCUUUUUGACCUGCUAUACCCAGAAAAAGAGUUCAUCCCAGUCCCUGACAUUAACAAGCCCCAGUCAACUCAUGCAUUUGCAAUGACUUGCAUUUGGAUUCACCUUAAUAGAAAAGCACAAAAUGACGACUCCAAUCUACAGAUCCCAAUACCUCAUUCCCUAAAACUUCACCAUGAGUUCCUCCAACAGAGUCUGAGAAAUAAAAGUUUACAGAUGAAUGACUAUAAGAUUGCCUUGCUAUGUAAUGCAUACUCUACAAAUUCAGAAUGCUUUACGUUACCCAUGGGAGCUCUGGUAGAAACUAUUUAUGGAAAUGGAAUUAUGAGGAUACCUCUCCCUGGUACAAGCUGUCUGGCUUCAAGCUCUAUUACUCCCUUACCAAUGAACCUUCUGGAUUCACUGACAGUUCAUGCUAAAAUGAGCCUUAUUCACAGCAUUGCAACCAGAGUAAUAAAACUUGCUCACACGAAGUCCAGUUUGGCCUUGGCUCCAGCCCUUGUGGAAACGUAUAGCCGUUUACUGGUAUAUAUGGAAAUUGAGUCUUUGGGCAUCAAAGGAUUUAUAAGUCAACUUUUGCCGACUGUUUUCAAGUCUCAUGCCUGGGGGAUCUUGCACACACUUCUUGAGAUGUUCAGUUACCGGAUGCACCAUAUUCAGCCUCAUUACAGAGUUCAGCUCUUGAGUCAUCUUCAUACUUUGGCUGCAGUUGCACAAACAAACCAGAAUCAGCUCCAUCUGUGUGUUGAAAGCACUGCUCUCAGGCUUAUAACAGCAUUAGGUAGCUCAGAGGUACAGCCACAGUUUACACGCUUCCUUAGUGAUCCCAAAACAGUGCUAUCAGCUGAAUCUGAAGAACUGAACCGAGCCUUGAUUUUGACGUUAGCUAGAGCAACUCACGUGACAGAUUUUUUUACAGGCUCUGACUCAAUUCAGGGAACUUGGUGUAAAGACAUACUUCAGACCAUCAUGAGUUUUACUCCUCAUAAUUGGGCUUCUCACACUCUUAGCUGUUUUCCAGGCCCUCUGCAGGCAUUCUUCAAACAAAAUAAUGUACCUCAGGAAAGCCGCUUUAAUCUGAAAAAAAAUGUAGAGGAGGAGUAUAGGAAGUGGAAAUCAAUGACCAUUGAAAAUGAUAUCAUUACGCACUUUUCUACGCAAGGCUCUCCUCCUCUCUUCCUGUGUCUUCUCUGGAAAAUGCUCUUAGAAACAGAUCACAUUAAUCAGAUUGGAUAUAGAGUAUUGGAAAGAAUUGGAGCAAGAGCAUUGGUAGCCCAUGUGAGAACAUUUGCAGAUUUCCUGGUAUAUGAGUUCUCAACUUCAGCUGGAGGUCAGCAACUCAACAAAUGCAUUGAAAUUCUUAAUGACAUGGUAUGGAAGUAUAACAUUGUUACAUUGGACAGAUUGAUUCUCUGCCUGGCCAUGCGUAGCCAUGAAGGAAAUGAAGCACAGGUUUGCUACUUCAUAAUUCAGUUGCUAUUACUCAAACCAAAUGACUUCAGAAAUCGAGUGAGUGACUUUGUGAAGGAAAAUUCCCCAGAACACUGGCUACAGAAUGACUGGCACACCAAGCACAUGAAUUAUCACAAGAAAUAUCCAGAGAAACUUUAUUUUGAGGGCCUCGCAGAGCAGGUUGAUCCUCCUGUACAGAUUCAGUCCCCUUACCUCCCCAUCUAUUUUGGAAAUGUGUGCCUCCGAUUUCUUCCAGUAUUUGAUAUUGUAAUCCAUAGAUUUUUGGAGUUGAAUCCAGUAUCUAAGUCACUGGAAACUCUGCUGGAUCAUCUAGGAGGCUUAUAUAAGUUUCAUGAUCGCCCUGUGACUUAUUUGUACAAUACACUGCACUAUUAUGAAAUGCAACUAAGAGAACGUGAUUUUCUCAAACGUAAGCUUGUCCAUGCAAUUAUUGGCUCACUGAAGGAUAAUCGGCCACAGGGUUGGUGUCUAAGUGACACUUACUUAAAGUGCGCUAUGAAUGCAAGAGAAGAUAAUCCUUGGAUCCCAGAGGACUCCUAUUACUGCAGAUUGAUCGGCCGACUAGUAGAUACAAUUGCUGGCAAAUCUCCUAGUCCAUUCCCAAAUUGUGACUGGAGAUUCAAUGAGUUCCCCAACCCAGCUGCCCAUGCACUGCAUGUUACCUGUGUGGAGCUCAUGGCCUUGUCUGUUUCAGGGAAGGAUGUUGGGAAUGCUCUUCUAAAUGUCGUCCUGAAAAGUCAGCCUUUAGUGCCAAGAGAAAAUAUCACAGCAUGGAUGAAUGCAAUUGGAUUGAUCAUCACUGCCUUACCAGAGCCAUAUUGGAUUGUUCUUCACGAUCGAAUUGUGAGUGUUAUAAACAGUCGCAGCUUGACAUCUGAGACAGAAUGGGUUGGCUAUCCAUUCCGCCUUUUUGAUUUUACGGCAUGUCAUCAAUCAUACUCUGAAAUGAGCUGUAGUUAUACGUUAGCUCUGGCACAUGCUGUGUGGCACCAUUCUAGCAUUGGACAACUUUCUCUCAUUCCCAAGUUUCUCACAGAAGUGCUUCUUCCUAUAGUGAAGACAGAAUUCCAAUUGCUUUAUGUAUAUCAUCUUGUGGGACCAUUUUUACAAAGAUUUCAGCAAGAAAGAACUCGAUGCAUGAUAGAGAUCGGUGUGGCAUUUUAUGACAUGCUACUGAAUGUAGACCAGUGUAGCACCCACUUAAACUACAUGGAUCCCAUCUGUGACUUCCUGUAUCAUAUGAAGUAUAUGUUUACCGGUGACAGCGUAAAAGAGCAAGUAGAGAAGAUUAUCUGUAAUUUAAAACCAGCUUUGAAACUACGUCUUCGAUUCAUCACUCAUAUUAGCAAGAUGGAACCAGCAGCAGUGCCUCCACAAACCAUAAAUAGUGGGUCUCCAGCACCUCAGUCUAGUCAGGUGCCAGUGGCUUUACCAGUCACUCAGUGAAGUCAGGAUUUGCUGUCGUGACAGUAGAAGUACAUUCAGCUCGGAAAGUUAACUCGGUUAAAUCUGAACAUCAUCUAUACUGAAGGACGAUAAAUAGAGGCAGUAAUGUUCAGAUUGCUUUAUUUUGAUUCAAAUAGUGAAUCUAUUGAUACUUUUAAAAUCCCAUCUCCCUCUUACAUAUAUAUUUGUCUCUAAGAGAUCAAGUAAGUUACAUGUUCUUAUUCAUAACCACUUAUUACAGCUACUGAGAAAGUGAAACACAUAUAUGAUCAAAUGACUUCCACGAGACUCUCAAUCUUUCCUAUGCUAGCCUCUGAUUUUUAUUAUUGACAGACUCCAUUUUCAAAUAAUUUUUAAAAUACUUUUCCCUUUAUUGGGGUAUUAAUGUUUUACAGUCACCAGUAAAUAAUAAUAAUAGUUUGUUUUAAAAGCAUUGUACAUGUAAAAUAGUUAUUAGACAUUUAUCUCUCUCUUUUGCUGUGAGAUAGGAGGUUUUUUGUUGUUUUGUUUUUUGUCAAGGACUCCAGAUAAAACAGAGGAGCAAAUGCAGUUGUAUCUAUUUUUAAAUAGCUUUAAAAACCUUCUAGAUUCUAAGUUAGUGGACUACUGCUGCUAUCAAGAUAGCUUGACAAGUUUUUGCCUUUCCUGUGGUCAUGAAUUUAAUGCAUAAAAUGAGUUGAGAGCCACAUAUUAAAGUAACAUCCGAAAUACAUAAAUUUAAUAAAAUUAUGUUUAAAUAGUGAUUCUCCCAUCCUUAUUUUUAAAUGUUAAUAAUUGAUUUUCCUGACUGAUACUCUCACUUGGAAAGAGCUGUGUUCUCUGAAUUUUUGUAAUCUUAAAGCUUUAUAUAUUUAUAUUUUUAUAUGUAGUAUACAUUUGGCUUAUUUGGGGCUUAGUAGAUUUUUGAGAGAUAAACUGUUAAUUUAUUGGGGAGGGAAACAGCAUUAAGAUUGUAAAAGACUCAAAAAAUGAGUAAAAUAUCUUGAAUAAAUACAUUCUUCUUAGACUUU